Messenger RNA from Impatiens glandulifera, 2346 nucleotides. Its product is annotated as ETHYLENE INSENSITIVE 3-like 1 protein. Gene Ontology annotation, cellular component: nucleus. The coding region runs from base 422 to 2101 and encodes 559 amino acids. Gene Ontology annotation, molecular function: DNA-binding transcription factor activity; DNA binding. The record is from RefSeq and is a predicted model, not a curated record. The transcript is spliced from 2 exons. NCBI's taxonomy places the organism in Eukaryota, Viridiplantae, Streptophyta, Magnoliopsida, Ericales, Balsaminaceae.
AGAUGAAUGCAUUCCCCACGACGAAUGGCUGUCUGGUCCCUUGAACAUGACACACCUCUUCUCUAACUCCCGCCAGACGCGGUCCGGACUCCUCUCUCUCUUUUCUGUAUUAAAUUUGCUGACUUUUUAACGCUUAUCUUCUUCUUCCAUAUCUCUCUGUCUCUCUCUGGUUGGGGAAGAAGAUAAGUUAAAAAAGCUUUUACCAAACAGCCAACCCUUUACACAUCCCGUACACUACUCUAAUAAUAGAGAAGACCCUUCUCUCUCUUUCUCUAUAGUUUCUUCUCUAUCUCUUCUUUCUGUUUCGAUUCCCAAGCUGUCAAGUUGCAGAGGAAGGUAGAUUUGGUCGGCCGACAACCAGGAUAAUAUUUCGGAAUAUACCAAAUCAUCAACCUUGAAUCGAUCUGUUUGAUUUGCUAAAAUGAUGAAGAUGUUCGAUGAAAUGGGUUUCUGCGGCGAUCUUGACUUCUUCAAUGCUCCGAUGACAGGGGAGAUUCAGACGACAGCAGGACAACGACCGGACUCAGAUCCGAUCGUUGAUGACGAUUCUUCAGACGAAGAGAUGGACGUUGAUGAACUUGAGAGGAGGGUAUGGAGAGAUAAGAUGAGAUUGAAACGUCUUAAAGAAAUGAAUAGAGGUAAUAAGGAAGGGGGUAUACUUGACUCUGCAAAACAGAGACAAUCGCAGGAACAAGCAAGGAGGAAGAAGAUGUCGAGAGCUCAAGAUGGUAUCUUAAAGUACAUGUUGAAAAUGAUGGAAGUUUGUAAAGCUCAAGGAUUUGUUUACGGAAUCAUCCCUGAAAAAGGGAAACCAGUAAGUGGAGCUUCAGAUAAUCUAAGAGAAUGGUGGAAAGACAAGGUUAGAUUCGAUCGUAAUGGUCCAUUGGCGAUUUCAAAGUACUAUUCCGACAAUUCAAUCCCAGGAAAGAACGAAAGAUCGAAUCCAAUCGGUCCUACUCCUCAUUCUUUACAAGAACUUCAAGACACAACACUCGGUUCAUUACUCUCUGCUCUAAUGCAACACUGUGAUCCUCCCCAGAGACGUUUCCCACUCGAAAAAGGCGUGUCCCCGCCUUGGUGGCCGACUGGUAACGAACAAUGGUGGCCUCAAUUGGGUUUACAAAAGGAACGAGGUCCCCCGCCUUAUAAAAAACCUCACGAUCUGAAAAAAGCAUGGAAAGUUGGUGUUUUAACGGCUGUGAUUAAGCACAUGUCCCCUGAUAUCGCUAAGAUUAGGAAACAUGUUCGUCAAUCGAAAUGCUUGCAGGAUAAGAUGACGGCUAAGGAGAGCGCAACUUGGAUUGCUAUUGUUAACCAAGAGGAAACGCUGGCCCGAGAGCUUUUCCCUAACAGCUGCCCGAUUCUGACUUCCUCUUCAUCUGAACGUGGAAACGGUUCGUUUAUAAUCGAUGAUGAUAACGAAUACGACGUUGAAUUGACAGAAGAGGAACCCGAUAUCGAUUUCUCGAGGAAAAGGAAGAAUUCGAUUGAAAUGAACUCAACAGCGACAGUGGAAUCUAAGAUCUAUAAAUGCGAGUUCCUUCAAUGCCCCCAUAGCCAAUUCCAUUUGGGUUUUACCGAAAGGUCUAUCCGCGACAAUCACCAACUGUCUUGUCCCUUUGGAGCUAAUAAUUUCGGAAUCUCGAACUUCCAUAUAGACGAAAUUAAGCCGGUUUUCAUUAACCAACAACCACCGCAAGUGGUGGCGAAUCCAAUUCAACCCUCUACGUUGGAAGUUCAAGAUGAAGGGCAGAAGAUGAUAACUGAUUUAAUGUCGUUCUAUGAAACCAACAUUCAAGGGAAACAAAACCAAAGCCCAAACCCAAACCCGAUGAACAUUUUGGCUCCUAAGAAUCAAAACCAACAUCAACCCGAAAACUAUCUUCAUGGGCAAGGAAUUGGGAUGGAAGCUGCUAGUUUCUUCGAAUUCGAUCCGAACCCAAUCCAAAACUCGAACCCGAACAACAAUUUUCAUAUUGUAUUCGGGUCUCCAUUCAACCAAACGGGCAGUACUGUGAACUAUCAGGAAGCUUUUCCGGGCAUGAUAGCAAUGAGGGAAGAAACAACAAUGAAGCAGCAGGACAUCCCAAUCUGGUACUAGAAAAACAAAACUAUUUCUUAGUUAAUUAUUAUUAUAUAUAAGUGAGAUGCAAUUUUUAUAAUAAAAAUAUGAAAUAUUAACUAUUUUCAUUGUAAAAUUUAUAUAUAGACUGCCAAGGGUUUGUAAUAGUUAAGGUUUAAUUACUUAGCAAGCUUAUUAUUAUUAUUAUAGGUCCAAAAUAUUGGUCCUUAUGCUGUUGGUGUGGACAUUAAUUAUAUUAUGUUGAAUAAUUUCAUUUUGUGUUA